ACACCGACGUAUAUAUUAGACGUGUGUGAGUGAGAGGUCCAACCUGAAACGGCAGACACUAUCGCGUCUCGCGCGCGCGCGCGUAAUAGAGGAGAAAGAGGGCGAUCCGUCUGAUCUCACGGCAGUUAUACGAAAAAAUUCGCGCUCGGAGAGCGUAUGUUACGACAUCGGCGCGGUACAGUGUCUACUUUCAGUUUUAGCGAAAGGACGUCCGCGGUUUCUUUUUUUACGCGAGCAGGGGGAAAGCGACGCGCGGCGAGUUUUAACGAUUUUCGAAGCUACUAUCGGUUAAAAAAUGAAGGAAAAAAAUGCUUACUAGUGGGACUACAUUGAAGCUUAACUAUUCAGUAUUGUAAUGAUAUUGAGUAAGAAAAUGCAGUUUUUUGAACGACUUUUUUUAAGCCCAACUUUGGAGGCUAGCCACUUUGUUGAAAAUGUUGAUAAACGAUUGCAAAAAAAUUAAAGAGGAUAGUUUCGCGCACAGUCGGUUGCCGGACUCGGUAGAAUGCGCUUCAACUUCCUUUACGGCGACGCUCAGACCUACCUGUACGAGGUGUCGGCCGCCAGACGGAAUGUGCGCUUCGCAGUAAAUUACUUACCGCAACUGCGCAGUAACUUUCGCUCGCUGCAACGAAAUGUUACGGUAUAAUACACAUAGUCAUCCGAUAUCGCCUUCGACGACGGGCGUCUCCUUCGAGGCCGAAGGUGGCAUCAGAAACCCAGCCUGCCAGGAUGAGGACGCGACUGAUAGCAAGCCGUCGACGAGGCAGCACAGCGGACUGUCGGCGAGGAAGAUCGAGGAGCCGUGUAAAAUUCAUGAAAAGAGCGAGGAAUUCAAGGAAGCCAUGACCGUCUGCCGCACUCGCGUACCCUGGAGGUUCUCCUUCAACUUUUUCGUAACUCUGCUGGUCUCGGUGAUAAUGCUGUUCGGAGAACUGGGCCUGAUACCGGGCCAGAAGGUCGGCUUCUACUGCAACGACCCGAAAAUCUCCUUCAAGUUCAGCGGCGACUCGGUGCCGACGGUGGCCCUCAUGGUCACGACGAUCUUGGCACCUGCGCUGGUGAUCUGGGCGACGGAAUGGACGUGCUACAGCUCGGACAGCUACAAGAGCCUGGAGUGCGGGUCGAGCUCGAGGAGUAGGCAGUUCUGGCAGUGGUACGGCUACUACACGCUCGGCUGGUGGUACAUGCUCUUCAUCGUCGAGGUCACGAAGAUCGUUGUCAGCGAGCCUCGGCCCCACUUCAUCGACACCUGCAGGCCCAAGGAGAUCGCCAAUUGCACCGACGAGUACAGGAGGCUGUACACGUGCACCAACACCGAGCUGUCCUGGUUGUACGUCAACGACGCGGACAAGUCCUUCCCCUCCGGGCACUCGGCGCUCUCCAUGUUCACGGGCACCUUUUUAGUCUGGUACCUGCAGAACCGCAUGCCGAACAGCCUGGUCCUGCUCCUGGUGAAGCCCUGGCUGCAGUGUCUGGCCAUCCUCUGGGGCGCGGGCUGCUCGCUCUCGCGCAUCACCGACAACCGUCACCACUGGUGGGACGUGGCCGUGGGUGCCGUCCUCGGCGUCGGCUUCGCCGUCUUCGUCGCCAGGGUCAUGUGCAAGGGCUUCAAGGCCAAGCACGCGGGUAACUCGGUGCUGGACGGCUCGGCCCAUCCCAACGGAGGAGUCGGCUUCGUCAACGCCAACAAGAGACACCAGAGCAUCAAGAAGCUGCUGAGCAACAGCAGCAGCGCCGACGCGCCCGACGCCGGCAGAGAGCUGGGAGACAUGCCCGCUACCUGGACCGCGUGAUGUAGAUAGGGAGAGAAACGCGUGUGCCGGCGUGCUCUGGAGAUACUUAAAGCGUGGGCUGGGCUUUCCUGUAUUAUAUGCCUUGUUCAUUCUGCAAUGUACGAGUAUUGCUUUUGCAUUCGAUAGUUUUUAAGAGGGCGAGCGUACGGCGGCGCCUGUGCCUAGGCAACCGCCGCGCACAGCUGUGUAUGUUCUAGAGAAGGAGAGUUUUACCGAGGCACGAUUGUAUGACGACGGUAUAACACUGUAAAUAAAUCGGAGAGUUCGCGUGCCUUCGGUAUUUUCGAAAACUUUUCGUCGAUGGCUGUUGUACAAACGACCGAUUAACGCAUCUUCAUUUGCGCGCGCGCGCGCGCGUAUAGAAAAAGCAUAGUAUUUAUUGCCGCACGAGCAGCGAGCGACGAUCCUGCGAAUGUCAUUGCGAAGCUUUUAUAUAUCGCUUGCGCCGAGUUGAUUCGGAAAAGUGAAAAGUUUUAUUUUUAAACAAACUCGGAAAUUCAUUCGAAAUGUUUUACCAGCGCAAAUGAAGCGUACGCGCCAGAAUUUUAGAAUGUCUUUGUCAAAAUGCAAUUUAGCUUUAUCGACUGGAAAAUUAAUUUUUUAAAAUCACGAUCUAUCUCGGAACUUUCGAAAUGACAAUUGCGCAAGCGAGCGCAAGCGCACGUUGUAAAAUUCCGCAUUCGGUACAAUCAACGCAUGUCUUACAAAUGUAAAUAGAUAACGACAGGAGUACAUAUCCCUGAAAUCAAAAUUGACUAUUGGCAAGCUGUUCAAUCGUUAGUUCGUUAUGAUCGUUCUUUCCUCGGAGAACUUUUACUGUAAUAUAUAGUUAUUUAUUUUUAUAUCAAUAUACUUGGGUAUUCGAGCCGACAAUUUUAAAUUUGACCAAAUAUCAAUGUAGCCGCGUAAUUUGCAAAAUUAAGCGCCUUUAUUCCAAAAGCUCCGCAAUUUUUCGUUCAAACUCUGAUUCGAAGACAAUCGCGCGACGGCAAAGUCCAACUUUCAAAGUGUCAACUUACGUUUAUUCACUCAGUGCCUGUCUCGCGCGAGAGCACUUUAAAACGUCAUUUAGACUUUUCAGUUCGAGUCUUAAAACCAACAUUGAAAAGAAGUAGCGCGAAUGAGAGAGGAAGAAAAAAAAGCGCGGUAUAUCCUAGCGACCGCCGAACUAUCGACCGCCGCGCGCGCGCGCGCUCUUUAAGAGAAAAAUUCACGUUACAUUCCUUCAUCUUCCGUCCUUAUCAGGUGCGCGCGCGAGCGCGAAAGUUCGGAAGGGGAAAUUCGCGUCUCGUUCGAAAAAAAUUUGUAAAAUUCCAGCCGCGCACAUUUUUCCCCGGCAAAAAAAGGGCAGCGCUGCAACGUUGUUCGGGUCUUGAUUAAAGAGCCGCGUGCCGUAGCGUCGAAAGUCCGUCGCUCGCUUUUUUUUUUAUUUUUCAGCCCUCGCUGCGCUCUGGCCCAGCCUUACGCGUGUACAAUACGAGGGUAGAUUUGCGGAACAAUUUUCGUCUGGGCGAUUGAAUUUUUUUUUUCUUUUCUGCCUUUUCGAUGUAAUCAGGGCCGAAGUAUUACGAGCGUUUGUUGCUUUUAUAGUGUUUAGGGUUAUCUUGAAUUUGGGUUACACGCAUAAUUAUAUCGUAGAAGUACGUUACGUUAUAUAAGGAGAGUGGUAUUUUCCCUAUAUAGAGAUUAUUUUUAGUAUUCCGGAACGACUAUAUUUUUAAUAGAUGAAUCUACGUGAAUUUAUAUUAUAUAGGUAUUACUAUAUCGUUGAAUGAUGGAGAGUGCACUUGUACACACUCGUCGAAAAGAAGAUCUGUGAAUAAUUCUAAAGCCAAAAUCUUCCGAAAUAUCGGGACGAGCUCACUUGGGCGACUCCAUACACACCUGUACAUCGAAAAACGAUAGUUUAAUGAAUCCACGUGAACGUUCGCGUAUGGGAGAAAUAAAGAAUAUUUUUAACACACACGAUA
This is a messenger RNA of Nasonia vitripennis (jewel wasp), 3766 nucleotides long. Its product is annotated as phospholipid phosphatase 1. Gene Ontology annotation, biological process: signal transduction; phospholipid dephosphorylation; phospholipid metabolic process. Gene Ontology annotation, molecular function: phosphatidate phosphatase activity. Lineage: Eukaryota; Metazoa; Arthropoda; Insecta; Hymenoptera; Pteromalidae. The transcript is spliced from 8 exons. The coding region runs from base 636 to 1796 and encodes 386 amino acids. The record is from RefSeq and is a predicted model, not a curated record.